UAUUCGUUAUUAUUGUUUUAUUUAUUGUUCCGAAGAGAUCCGAACACAUUACUAUCCUCUGAAUCUCUUUCCCAUUCGCCCAGCAAAAUAGAUGCAUGCUCUUGAGUCCUCCAUGCUGCAGGUCGUAUAAUUGAUGCUAGGGGUCAACUUUUACUGAGAAAUGUCCAGCCGUGGUAGUCCGAGCCGGGAGCCGGCCGGACUGGACGGUCUGCCUCCGAUGUUCAGCAUCGCCAAGGGAGAAGUGGUGUCACUGCAAAACUACGGGGCUUUCGUGAGACUGCCAGGAUACAGGAAAGAAGGUUUGGUACAUGUGAGCGAGAUGUCCGCCUCCAGGGUUGAGAAUGCCUCAGAGAUUGUGGAUGUCGGGGAACAGGUGUGGAUUAAAGUCAUCGGUCGGGAGAUUCAAGGUGACAAGGUGAAGUUGUCCUUCUCCAUGAAAUCUGUCAAUCAGGGAACAGGGCGGGACUUGGACCCCAAUAAUGUUAUGGCAGAUCAAGAUGCAAGACGACGGAGGCAAUUUAGAGAUCAAGGCAACAACAGGAUCACACUGGAGGCCGUGCUCAACACAACGUGUUCUAAGUGCGGCUGCAAGGGUCACUUUACAAAAGACUGCUUCUCUGCUCCGGGCUUGCAGUACGCUCUUCUGCCUGAUGAGGACGAUGAAGAGCCGCAGCGGCAGAAAACCUCCACAGACGCACAGCAGCAAGACUCUGACAAAAAGAAGAAAAAGAAGGAAAAGAAAAUGAAGAAGAAAAAGAAGAGAGAAAGAAAGGAGUCAGAGAGCGACAGCAGCAGUAAUGAAUGUAAAUUCAAGAAAAGGCGCCAUAGCAACUCUGAUGAAAGAGAGGACAAAAAAAAGAAGAAACACAAAAAACACAAAUCACACAAACACAGCUGAAACAUGCACACAACCUACACACACACACACAUACACACACACACACACACACACACACACACACAAACAUAAACAUACAGUCGCACACACACACACUUCAGCUUUCAGACGCAUCCACACAAGAUGAGUGGCUCACGACACUUUCAUUCAUAAAUAUUCAUCAGAAAGCAGCUUGUGUUUAGAGAGGUUCGUGUCAGUUAGGGACAAUUACUCUUUUGCCACUUCAGUUGUGCCAUUUCCUUUCAAAACUCAGAGGAAAGUACAAAAAAAAGAGAGGGAUAGUCAUGUGACCAUCCCCACUUGUCCUGAGGUAACCUCUGGUUCUUAGCGGGAAAGGAGGCUGCAUCAUCUUCUGUGAUGUGAAAUGUGUGAGCCCUAUGGUAGCAUGUGGCGACCCCUUUGGAAAUUCAGAUAUUGUUUACAGGUAUCCGGUUUCUGAUGCUCUGGGACAUCCAUUAAGCAGACAUGAGACAGGGAAGCCGGCACACACACACACACACACACACACACACACACACACACACACACACACACAGAGGGAAAUAGUAGAGACACAAACAGGAAAUGUAAUGCAGCACAAGUGAGCGUAACAGGAAUAUCAUAAUGUGUCGACUUCCUGAUAUUGUACGUUUGUGUGUUCAGGUUGUUGUACAUGCAUGUGUUUGUAUGCCUAACCUCUAGGGGGGGGACACCUCCCGGUGCACACGGCCCCUCAUCCUGCAUGUUAACACCAUUAAAGCUGUUUG
Messenger RNA from Cololabis saira (Pacific saury), 1644 nucleotides. RefSeq names its product zinc finger, CCHC domain containing 17 (gene zcchc17). The record is from RefSeq and is a predicted model, not a curated record. Gene Ontology annotation, biological process: RNA stabilization. The transcript is spliced from 7 exons. The coding region runs from base 161 to 898 and encodes 245 amino acids. Gene Ontology annotation, molecular function: zinc ion binding; RNA binding. Lineage: Eukaryota; Metazoa; Chordata; Actinopteri; Beloniformes; Belonidae.